UUUGCAUGAAUAAAUGACUAAAAUUUUUGUAUAUUUAUUUAUUCAUUUUAUAUAAGAGUCUUUUAUUUUCUCGUGUUUACACAGAUGCGCGUUCCCGAGAGCAGGAUCCGCGUUCAUGAGGAAGUCUCAACCAGGCGUGUGAAGGCUGCGUGAAAAUAAAACCCACCUGCACGGAUAACCAUUUAACUCAAAGAUGUGGAAGUCAGUCGUGGGCCACAAUGUGAACAUGAAGGUGGCUGCAGAGGGGGAUGACUGGGAGACAGACCCCGACUUUGAGAACGACGUAUCGGAGCAGGAGCAAAGGUGGGGAGCCAAAACCAUCGAAGGUUCUGGACGCACAAAGGAACACAUCAGUGUUGCGGAGCUCCGGAACAAGGUGGCAGUGGAGCACGAGCAGGUGAAGCAGAAGGAGCACGCCCCCAAAGCUUCAUACGGGUAUGGAGGGAAGUUCGGGGUGGAGAAGGACAGAAUGGAUAAGGCAGCUGUGGGUCACGACUACGUCGCUCAGGUGGAGCAGCAUUCGUCCCAGAAAGACAUGGCAAAGGGAUUCGGCGGGAAGUUUGGCGUUCAAAAGGAUCGUGUGGAUAAAUCUGCUUUAGGGUUUGAGUACAAAGGAGCGGUGGAGCAGCACGCCUCUCAAAAAGAUUAUGCUAAGGGGUUUGGAGGGAAAUAUGGCGUGGAGAAGGAAAAAGUGGACAAGGCCAGUUUAGGUUACGACUACAAAGGAGAAACGGAGAAGCACCAGUCGCAGAAAGAUUACUCCAAGGGGUUUGGAGGGAAAUUUGGCGUCGAGAAAGACAAAGUAGAUAAAGCGGCGGUGGGGUACGAUUAUAGAGGCGAGACGGAGAAACAUCAGUCGCAAAAAGGUGGGAGUGGGGGCCAGGUGGGCCGCGUGAAUAAGGGUGCAACAGACUUCUUGAACAAGGACUCCCCAAGUUCUUCUUGUGAAAAGACCAAACCAGUCGAGGCGUCGAGUGCAGGCGCAGGGAAGCUGAAGGCUCGAUUUGAGAGCAUGGCUAAAGUUUCCGAAGAGGAAAACAGGAAGAGAGUAGAAGAAGAAAGAGCCCGACGGCAGGCGAGGGAAAGCAGAGAGCGCGAGGAGGCCAAACGCAAACAGGAGGAGCAGCACAAAGAUGAGGAGGUAGAGCCUCCACCUGUGGAAGAGACUCCAGAGUACGACAUCCCACCAACUACAGUUGACUUCCACAGCCCAGAAGAAGAAGAAAUGUCUGCUCCAGAGCCGGUGGAAGAACAGGACUACGACGAGCCGCCAGCUUUACCGCCACGCUCAGAGGAUCUCGAAGAAGAAGAAGAGGCUCCUCCUCUGCCUGAAAGAUCCCUGGAAGAGGAUGAAGGAGAUUAUGAUGAAAUCAUUGAAGCUCCUCCUCUUCCUCCAGUACCAGAAGCCGAAAACGAAUACGAAGACUUUUCUCAUGGCCAAAAGGCGAUUGCAAUUUACGACUAUCAGGGAGAGGCGGACGAUGAGAUUUCCUUCAGUCCAGACGACAUUAUCACCAACAUAGAGAUGAUCGAUGAAGGCUGGUGGAAGGGACAGUGUCACGGUCACUUCGGCAUGUUCCCCGCCACUUACGUUCAGCUGAUUUAAACGUCCGUUUUUAAACACUCCUUACUGAAACGCAGGCUUCUCAUACAGAUAUAUAAUCAAGGUUCUAAGUUUCAAUCCUCAUAAUGAGAAAGAAGAAUACAUUUAUGCUUUUUUUACAUACUGUCUCCUGAUUGGCUGGAGACCCUGUCAAUCAAUCUCCUCCGUGCCAUUUCUCCUAUAAAGUUACAUAAAUCUUUCCUUGUGGACUUAUUUUCUAUAAAGAUUAAAACUUUGAGAGUUUAAAAAGGGUGAAAAUGUUCUUGUCUGUCUGAGAAAAGUGUAUAAAGUGUGUAGUGGGGAGUUUUACAACUUUUAAAAACAUUUUUUUUAACUUUUGUAAUCCUGCCUCAUUAGUUUGACUUAUUGCAGGUUAUUUUUGAAAGGUAACCCCACGAUCAAAAAGAGAACACUGUAACUCCAAAAACUUAAUAAAGCACUUUCUAAAUACA
Oryzias melastigma (Indian medaka) is the source of this 2055-nucleotide messenger RNA. It is a transcript of the gene hcls1, whose product is annotated as hematopoietic cell-specific Lyn substrate 1. The transcript has 15 exons. The record is from RefSeq and is a predicted model, not a curated record. Gene Ontology annotation, biological process: regulation of actin filament polymerization. Gene Ontology annotation, cellular component: plasma membrane; site of polarized growth; cortical actin cytoskeleton. The coding region runs from base 194 to 1606 and encodes 470 amino acids. NCBI's taxonomy places the organism in Eukaryota, Metazoa, Chordata, Actinopteri, Beloniformes, Adrianichthyidae. Gene Ontology annotation, molecular function: actin filament binding.